Messenger RNA from Eufriesea mexicana, 1494 nucleotides. Its product is annotated as FAD synthase. Gene Ontology annotation, molecular function: FMN adenylyltransferase activity. NCBI's taxonomy places the organism in Eukaryota, Metazoa, Arthropoda, Insecta, Hymenoptera, Apidae. The transcript is spliced from 6 exons. Gene Ontology annotation, biological process: FAD biosynthetic process. The coding region runs from base 103 to 1494 and encodes 463 amino acids. The record is from RefSeq and is a predicted model, not a curated record.
UACAACGUGUAGUUGAUAACCUCAUUAAACGAAUGAAUGGAAUAUUUUUUGUUUAAUUAGAAAGUAAAUUCUAGAAAAAGACAAGAGGCGUAAAGGAAAAUUAUGAUGGAGACUGAUCACACUGCUGGUUUGAUUGUGAUAGGAGAUGAAAUUCUACGUGGACAGAUUAUAGAUACAAAUACAUCAUAUUUGGCAAAAAAAUUACGAGCUUCUGGUAUUAAACUUCAAAAAAUAACAGUGAUUCCUGAUAUUGUAGAUGAUAUUGCAAAGACUACACUUGAUGCUUCCAAAGAAUAUUCUAUUGUAUUUACAUCUGGUGGUGUUGGACCUACGCAUGAUGAUGUAACAUAUGAAGGUGUAGCUAAGGGUUUAGGAUUAAAACUUGAACGACAUGAAGAAUUAGUUGAUAUUUAUGUAAAUCUUUUUCCCAACAACAAAGAAGCUCAACACCUUGCUAUUGUACCAAAACCUUGUGAACUUAUUUAUGUUUAUUCAUCAAAGAAAUAUGCUGUUGUAAAAGCAAACAAUGUAUACAUGCUACCAGGCUCUCCAAAAUAUUUUGAGUCUUCUGUUGAUGCAAUUAUACCUCAAUUAGAAGGGGGUACCCCUUUACACUUCGAACAAAUAGAUAUUAAUUUAAGCGAGUUGUCGAUAGUGACUAUCUUGAAUGAACAUGCAAAGUAUUGGAAAGAUAAAGUUUAUAUUGGUAGUUAUCCACAAUCAUCAUGUUUUACAAGUAUUACAUUAGAGGGGAAACAAGAUGAUGUUUUAGAAGCAAAGGGGAGACUUCUAUAUUUUUUACCAAUUCAAAAGGUUCAAAAUUUAAAAAAUGGAUUUAGUUAUUAUCAUGCAGAAAGUGUUCUUAAAGAUGCUGAAAAUGAAGCACAUAUAAAAUGUGCAUUAGAUAUUCUGCAAAAGUGUUAUAAAAUGUAUAAACCAGAAGAAGUCUUUAUAAGUUUCAAUGGAGGGAAGGAUUGUACAGUUGUGUUACAUUUAGCAGCCUGUAUUGCGAAGUUACAAAAUAUCUCAUUAUUAUGCUUAUAUGUGACCGCAGAACCAUUUCCAGAGGUGGAUUCAUUUGUGGAGAAAGCUGCCCAAUACUAUGGUUUAGAAUUAAUAAGUAAGAAAUCUCCUAUGUUAUUAGCAUUAUGUUCAUUACUGAAUGAAAAGUCAAAUUUAAAGGCAAGUCUUAUGGGAAUGAGGAAAGGUGAUCCUGGUACAGAAAAUCUAGGUGCCUUUACACCAACUGAUUCAAGUUGGCCAAAUUUAAUUCGUGUAAAUCCAAUCUUAAAUUGGUCAUACGAUCAAGUAUGGAAAUUUUUGUUGAAGCAAAAUGUACCUUAUUGUUCGUUAUAUGACAAAGGGUAUACAAGUUUAGGAACAAAAUCAACGACAUUACCGAAUCCACGAUUAAAAGAUCCUAAUAAUUCGUUAUUAUAUUUGCCAGCAUAUACUUUAACCGAUGAGUCUGCAGAGAGAGAAGGCAGAGUGUAA